Messenger RNA from Drosophila pseudoobscura, 2100 nucleotides. Its product is annotated as cuticle collagen 2C. The record is from RefSeq and is a predicted model, not a curated record. Lineage: Eukaryota; Metazoa; Arthropoda; Insecta; Diptera; Drosophilidae. Bases 1354 to 2079 code for a protein of 241 amino acids. The transcript has a single exon.
AACGCCAACUUUUGUUUAUCUUAAAUGUUGAAUUUCUUUUAUUGCUUUUUGUUUUGACUAUUUUUUUUUUUUACUAUUCUUUAAUUUUAAUUUAAACAAUAUUUCAAUAUUUUCUAUGCAAUAUCUAUCGUAAUAUUAUAUAUAUAUACAAAAUAAAAUAAAUAUAAAUUUUAGUUAAUUUUCUUUCGUUGAUUCUUUUCAUUUUAUUUUUGUUCCAUCUGAAGCAAAGCGAACUCUUCUUAUCCACCAGAUCCACAACAACAACCACUACUACUACUAUAUAUAUAUAUAGCCUACGAGUAUAUCAGGGAUUAAGCGUAUAUAUCUACGUAUAACAAUUAAAUGCAAAAACACAGCUACCUCAAAGUUUUCUCAAUGAAAGUCCCCAACAAAGAGAAUAGUAGUUUAACAAAAUAUAUUACUAAACAAAAUAUUAUUAAAUAUGUUUAUUGCAUAGCAAAAAUGUAAGAGAAAAUACCAAAAACAAAAAACCAAAACAAAUGCAAAUGCAAAUAAAAACGAACUUUAAAAGUUACAACUAUUUACAGACACAUGUAUGUUACAAGAGCAACAAAAAACUCGAAGAAAUACUACAGCAAGUCCCCUCCCUCCCCUCGUAACUAAAAGUUUUAGACUGAAGCGUGAGUAUUUCAAGAAAUUGCUAUGAGAUCCCUGCCCCAAUACCGAGAAAUAUGUUAAAGUUUUUUUGGGCGGGGCCAUGGACGGUUCCAUUUCACACAUAACAAAAGGAAUAAUAAAGAAUUCAUACUACAACAACCAGAAAUAUAAUGAGAAUAAAGCUUUUCUUUGGACUGGCUGGAGGAAAUAUAUGUGUCUUUUUCUGUGAAAGGCUGCUCAAAAUGUUGGGUUUAUUUUCGGGAAAAUAUAUGUAUGCAACAUACGUAUUUCAGCAAGUAAGUAAAAGCUUUGUAUAUUCAACUGAUGGUUUCCAACUCUUGGAUAUACAUUUUUAGCGCGAGUUUUAUUGAGGGAUUCACAGUAUUUAGUUUUGUUCACGAAUUCACUUUUCAUCGCUCCAUCGCAACGACCAGCGCGGGGUUGGGCCUGUGAAAGUUCUUUCAGCGCACCCGAAAGAGAACAGAACUCAUUCAUUGAUUAUUAUGCAAAUCGUAUACACAUUUUAUAAAUAGUUGGCUUGGUUUAUUAAACAAGAGGCAUUUGCAUAGAAUACUCGUAUAUGAAAGACAAUAAUCGUUCGCCAACAUUUAUAAAUCUCGAAUGAGCUAUUCCAACGGUAGUUUGAAUGAUUCUCUACCAUCGCUUGCCAUUCUCUUGGAUUUUGUCGCGAUAUAAAAAGAGCUGAUGAUCAUCUGAUUUUGGUUAGUUGGCAGAAUGAAGUCGCGUUUGGUAGCUAGCUUUUCGAGUUUCUGGAUUACUUUCCACCUGGGAGUGCUGCUGGCAGGAGCUGAAACUUUCGGGCCGCGCCACAUCACGCUAAUGACUGGCAGUCCCGCUCCAGCUCCGGCUCCGGCCCCGCAUCCAUCACCACCGCAUGAAGUGAUCAUAUCCGGGGACUACGACCAUCACGACCACCACCACCAUCAUCCGCCGUACCCGCCGCCUGGCUAUCCCUAUCCCCCUCCGCCGCAGCAUUGUCAGUGCCCCCCUGGACCGCCAGGUCCACCAGGGCCUGUGGGAUCGCCAGGCGUGAAAGGAUAUCCAGGGAUGAAGGGUCCCAAGGGUGAUCAAGGGCAGAAGGGACCACCAGGCGAGAAGGGUUACCCGGGCUUUCCGGGUCUCCCCGGUCCUCCAGGUCCUUCAGGUCCUCCCGGCUUCCCAGGCUCGCAUUCAUAUCGGGACAACUACCAACCACCAGCACCACCGCCUUCCCAUGGACAUCACGGAGAUCACGGGCACUAUGGGCACCAUGGAGACUAUGGACACCAUCGCUACUUCUCGAAUGAACAGUCCUAUGACGAAGACGAAGACGACUACGAGGGCCAUGAGCGUACCUUUGGUGAAGUAGAAGAGGAGUCGAUUGGCCACCAACCAAUCCUCUUGGCAUUCAGUCAUGUGGGAAAUCCAUUUGCCACAAAUUCAAACAGAAAACAAAUUUAAAAUAAAGUUUUCACUUGGUGA